This is a messenger RNA of Exophiala spinifera, 1647 nucleotides long. RefSeq lists its product as uncharacterized. Bases 1 to 1647 code for a protein of 548 amino acids. NCBI's taxonomy places the organism in Eukaryota, Fungi, Ascomycota, Eurotiomycetes, Chaetothyriales, Herpotrichiellaceae. The transcript is spliced from 4 exons. Gene Ontology annotation, molecular function: ATP binding; ATP-dependent protein folding chaperone. The record is from RefSeq and is a predicted model, not a curated record.
AUGAGCAAUGCUGAGGAUCAGCAGCCAGAAGUACAGACCAUCAUUGUCGAGUGGCCAAACGCUGAAGGCGAGGGGGGCUGUACCAGCGACAAAGUCCCUACGGAGCUCGCGUUCAGUGGUGACUGUCCAAAAUGGGGCUUUCAAAUUGACGAGGAUGAGCAGCGAUACCAGUGGUUCAAGCUAGGCAUCGACCCUAAGCAACAGCAGCAGCAGGCAGUAUCACACUUGUCUAUAGCCUAUCCAAGUGCGAAAGCUCUUCCACCGGCUUCCGAUCCGCAUCACAGUCCAGUCGAACUGGCCACCACUUAUCUGAUUUGUAUCCGCAGGCACGUUGAGAAACUCCUGACACUAAAGCUUGGGAAGGGUGUGAUCGAUACAACGCCAAUUUGCUACACGAUUACAGUGCCAGCCAUCUGGGAUGAUGCAGCCAAAGCUCGUACUCAACAGUGUGCAAAGAAUGCCGGUAUGGGCGACGAGGUCCGCAUCAUCUCCGAACCAGACGCUGCGAUUAUCUACGCGAUUGAUACAAUGGAUCCACACAAAUUCCAAGUCGGUGACACGUUUGUCGUUUGUGACGCUGGCGGCGGCACAGUCGACUUGAUCGCCUACAAAAUUAUUGCUCUGCAUCCAAAGGUCGAGAUCAGUGAAGCAGUCUCUGGCGAUGGCUAUGCAUGCGGCUCGACAUUUCUCAACCGUAUCAUGGCUCAAUUUCUGGAAAAGCAUCUCAAAAACGUGGAAGGUUAUGAUGAGGACACUCUUGAUGAAGCUAUGCAAGACUUUGAAACACAUUCGAAGCGUAGAUUCAACGGAGAAACCGCAAUGACACUCCGAGUCCGAGGUCUAGUUGACGAUCAAGAGAAUGGCAUCAGGCGUCAACGUCUCACUAUCCCGGCAGAGAAAGUCAAAUCAAUGUUCGAGCCAGUGAUGUCGACCAUCCUCACCCUCCUCAUGGCACAAUUGAGGCAGGUGAACCAAGCCAAGGCAAUACUGUUGGUUGGAGGCUUUGGUCAGUCACCGUAUCUUCGAAAUUGCAUUAAGGCAGUAGUACCAGAAACAGUUGAAAUUCUGGUGCCUGCAACUGGGUGGACUGCUGUCGUCAGAGGUGCGCUGAUAAAAUCUCUCAGCGAUAUUCAGCCCGAUACUUCAAGAAUCACCAUAGCAUCUCGCGUCGCUCGCAAGGCGUAUGGCGUUUGCUCUGGCCUUAUCUUCAAUUCAAAGGUCCACCAAGAAUCAUCGAGAUACUGGGACCCUUUCACCGGGCAAUAUCGAGCUAGAGUCAUGAACUGGUUUAUAAAGCAGGGCGAUCGACUCAAGGAUAGUGAACCUGUCACGGCAUCCUUCUACCGAACACAAGCGUUCCGAGAAGGCGCGUUUGGUGUGGUUAAGCUUACAAUCCGCGCUUUCGCUUCCUCUGAAGGUCUUCCUGCUCCGAUGCAUCAGACUAGUGACGUCGGGGACUUUGUCGAUCUCCAUGCUGAUCUUUCCACAAUUUCUACCUCUGUGAUCCCCAUCGAGAGAGGUGCAGACAAUCGUCGAUAUUACAAGCUGGACUAUGAGAUCAAGGCGACUUUUUUCUCUGCGCACACCGAGUGGUCCCUGUGGUAUAACAACGUGGAGUACGGAAAGGUCAGAGCCGAAUAUGCAUGA